This is a messenger RNA of Mauremys reevesii (Reeves's turtle), 5652 nucleotides long. Its product is annotated as histone H4-like. Gene Ontology annotation, molecular function: DNA binding; structural constituent of chromatin; protein heterodimerization activity. Lineage: Eukaryota; Metazoa; Chordata; Testudines; Geoemydidae. Gene Ontology annotation, biological process: nucleosome assembly. The transcript has 4 exons. The record is from RefSeq and is a predicted model, not a curated record. Gene Ontology annotation, cellular component: nucleosome. The coding region runs from base 4084 to 4395 and encodes 103 amino acids.
GGAGGGCUAGGAGAAGGAUCAUUUAACCAUUAUGGAAAGUGGUUCAGGUAGCUAGGUUCAGAUGCAAAUAAAGUAGUAUUAAGUGAAGUAUUAAUCAGAAAAUUGCCACCUUCACUCUGAUUUUUAUUGUUGUUGGUAUUGUUGAUUAUAAGAAAAUUAACAAAUGAAUUAAAAAAAACCCAGAGCAAUCAUCAUUCCAUGUCAGUUUCUGUGCUGGCCCUACAGCAAUGUGGUUGCCAAAUGGACAAACGGGCAGUAGGGCCAAUAUUUACAGACUUGGGCAUCUAACUACAGGAGGGAGUUGCCAAGGAUCUCUGAAAUCAGGACAUUAUCUAGGAAGUUAAAUAUGGAUUUAGAUGUGCUUUGAAAAUGCUGGCAUACGUAACACCUAGGUAAAAGUAUGUAGCGUGUGCCAGUUAUCUGAAGGAUUCAGGUUCUGCGCCGUUUACUGAGAGGCUAUUAGUAAGUGCUUGGCAGUGCAGGAUAGGUGGUUUGUUUUAAUUGCAAGGUCACUCAGACCAUAAGCAGUUUUUUGCUUGCCUGAGCAAUUGUGUCAGUGAAUGGUAAUUCAGAACAGCAGUAACCUGGACUGCACUCUGCUCAGAGUUUAUAUUCUCCAUUCAGUACAUCAGGAAAUGAAAUCUGAGAAGCUACGUAUGUUUUGAGCCUGCCUGCCUGAGUGGCAACACAAAUAUCUGAGUUUAUUCAGUUAUUACUCUACAGAUACACUGAUAGCCAUCAAAUAUAACCAAAUAUCAGUCUGCCUUCAUUUUUCCCAUUCAUCUAGGACAGAAUGAGAAAGCACUAGUUCAUGUUCUUUGAUUUGAAUAGACGAGAGAUAGCCUGCAGUAGAUUAUGAAGAAUUAGCCAUCAAGCAGAACUGAACACCAAAACUCCCAGCCUCGAAGGCCAGUAUUUUCAGAACGUCAACCCCUUUUGUAUUUAAAUUUGCUGAAAUCUAAUUUAAAAGGUGAAAUGGGUAUUCUGUGGAAUUUCUGAGCUGGGUGAACAUUGUCUCAUCUACAUGUGUGAUUCACUCUACUCAAAGUAAAACGGCAGCACUUAAAGAACCAAACUAUUUGAGUUAUUCCAUAAAAAUGUGCAGACUCUAUAACUCUUGGAAAACUUAAGCUGGAGAAAUCAGAAUUCGUCUUGUUCUCUACCAAAAAGAUACAGCAGAAGUAGCUGCAGUGUAUAUGCUCCUCACACUGACCUGCCACGGUACCUCAAAGGCUGUCCCAUAUAAGGGUGAGAAAGCAGCAUCAUUGCAGUAGUCAGUGAGUCUUAGGUCUUGUCUUUUCUGCUGAAACUACCAAUGAGAGCACCAGCUGGUGCAAAAGUGCAGUGGCUUGGUGAUGUGAACAUGGAUGGAGAGCAUCAAACUCACUUCACAGAAUUAUUAGAUAUGCAAUUUGAGGUUGGAAAGUUCCCAAAUAAAUCUUGCCAAGAGUACUCAAGAUACAAACUAUUUCUGUGCAGCCCAACAAUUUCAUAUGAAGAAGUCAAGUGAUCAGAUGGUUUAAAAUCUACUACGGUUGCUAAUCCGUUGUGCAACUAUUUCAACAUUUUGGAAAACACACACAGUGCUUAAACAUUUGAGAAAAUGAACAAGUCACUGUAACACUAUUUUGUUAGCAGAAAACGUUCCUGAUCAGCUUUCCUCUCUUUCAAACAAACUGUAAUGUUAAUGGAUGCAUACGAAAUGUCAUGGUUUGAUUGUUCUAGUAGUCUAAGCCUUUCACAUUAAAGCAAGCUUUUUCAUCUGGUAAUACAUUUGCCUUGAACUUGGACUGAAGCAACGCAAUCCACGUGACAGCUGAAAUCUUUACCCCUCUCCAUCCAAAAAAACCAUCCCAAUGUAUUUAUUUCCAAUUUGAUGGGGGUAUUCAUGCUUUCAUAGUAUCCAGUGGAAUCUAUUGUUCUCUGGCUUUUAACUUACUUGCCUAUACAGAAUGCAUAUCGGUUCUCUUGUUUAUAUAGUGCCCAUGUACUCUGCAUCUUAUUGUUCUUUAACGUUUCAUUGGUAUGUUUUCUGCAUGAAAAGUAACUCCAGACAUUAAAGAACACAAAAAAGAUUGGCACGUAGCUACUUUCAAAAUUUUAAUAAAGGCAGUAUAAUUACCCUCAGAUUAUCAGUGCCAGGGGACUUUCUCUGUUGAACUCCCCCAUACUAUAUAGGAGACAAGGAGGUGGCUGGGGGUUAGCAACCAGAGUACUGUCUACCUUGGCCCACACCUGCUGUGGAAUGUACAGUUCAGGGGGCGUAGGCCAGGGUGGUUCCAGAAAGGACAUACACAAGCCCUGCAGAUGGUCCAAAGGGCAGCUACCUACUUAGGAUAUGAACAGGAUGCAAUGGAACUGUGCUGUCAGGAAAGCAGAGCCAUUGCAGAGAACCAAGUCUAAGAUUCCUUAGAGUCUGUGGAAAUUUGCAGACAAGGACCACAGAGCAUCUUAUUCCAGGGUCAACAACCCUGCUUUCACUCCUCUUCCACUUCUCCUGCCUCUCUUUGAUGGGUUUUCCACAGGACAGGUCAUCUGGCUAUAACAUUUUUACAUCAUAUACAGGUCUGGAAUAAUUUGAUUUUUAUAAUUAUUUGGAAGCAUUUUUUUUCUAUUCUUAGCCAUUUAAAUUUUCACAGUUAUGGGAAAUUAUAGGGGGAAGCACACAAUUAUUUGAUGAGAGUAUAUUUUGAGAUUCAAAAAGUUAAAAGCUUUAACUGUUAAAACACAAAUUGUCAACAUCAAACGUCAAAAUAUACAAAGUAAACAUCCUUAAACCAAUGCCUAAUAUGUCCACAAGGAGCAUUUUUCUUUCUUUGCCUAUUUGUAAAUUUUGAUGGUCAUGGAUGGAAAUAUUUUUUCAGCUUGUGCAGGUAUGAUGAAAUUAACAUUUACUGAUAUUUGCCAGGAAAAAUCUAAUUCUUCCAAGCCUAGUUAUGCAAUGGACUGAGUUACUAGCACAACCAAGCUUCUCGAAAGAAAAUGUCAUUGGUUAUUGAAAGUGACCCAAUGUGUUUAAUACAAAGAAAACUCCUGAGCAAAAAAUAAGUAUUCUCUUAAUCGAGCCUUUCACUAAACAGGGAGAAUUUUCUCAGUAAUUAUUUUUAGGGUCCUAGAUUCCACUGGCACACAACAUAUUGGUAGUUCUUUCUCAUAUGCAGAUUAGGGAGGCUAGCAGCCAAUGAGAUACUCUUGUUUUGGAGCCUUUCGACUAACCUAACUCCAUCCCUUCUACUGGUCUCUACUUAAAAUAUUUCCCUUGGAUUUGAUUAACAACCUAUGUACAAUCCUGCUCAUGCUUCUACAACCUCUUUUGGCUAGUCAAAAAGGCAGAGCCGUCACCAGUAACAUCUGGGACACAGAAAGGAAUUAGCAGCAAGAAAAACCUGAUUCCUGGUACCACACAGCAGACAGGAUCUGGUUUAGCCCUCACCAUUAAAACUUCAGGCGGGAAAAUUUAAAAGGUGCCAUAGCUUCUCAGAUCCCAUAAACAGACACUUUUCCAACAACCCUUUAACAGGUUGUUACAAAGUUAAGCGAAACUGCUGAGCCAAUGAACUGAACUAGGGAUUCCUGGUGUGGGGAAGUUCUAAUAGAUUACUGGACAGAGAACAACACCUGCAGAUGCAAAUACAUUGAGUCUGUAAUGUCUGCAGUAAUUAUUCAGGGAGUGCAACCUAGAUCUUUGCAUAAUCUCCUGAGUGUCACCUCAUCAAUCUAAGCCCAGGAGGUUUCAGUCAGGUGAGCAGAGUAAGCCUUAAUAUAAAAUGGACAGGGAAAUCCGCAAUUUUGUAUGCCUAUAUUUCUCAUAUACAUCGAGGCCCAGAUCCACAAAAGGCUUUAGGUGCUAAAUCCCAGAUUUAGGCAUCUCUGCAAUCCACAAAACCCUCACUUGGCUGCCACCUAACCUACAGACACCCAAAUUCACUCAGUACCUAUAUUUUCACUGUAAAAGUCCCCACGUUUUUGCAUCUGAACAUGUGCACGGCUGCCUCAGGUAGGCAUCCAGACACGUCUCUCACAUUUCAGACCCAGUGCAAUCCUCAAACCAGGUGGAGAUAGUUGUCUGUAACUCUAGCGAAUAUGUCUGGUCAUGGUAAGGGAGGCAAGGGUCUUGGGAAAGGAGGCGCUAAGCGCCAUAGGAAGGUGUUGAGGGAUAACAUCCAGGGUAUUACGAAACCCGCUAUUCGCCGUUUGGCUCGUCGUGGGGCAGUGAAGCAUAUUUCAGGUCUCAUUUACGAGGAGACUCGCAGGGUGCUGAAAGUGUUUCUGGAGAACAUGAUCCGAGAUGCCGGUACUUACACCGAGCAUGCGAAGCGGAAGACUGUGACUGCUAUGGACGUUGUUUAUGUGUUGAAGUGCCAGGGUCGUACUCUGUACGGAUUUGGAGGCUAAGCUGUGCUAGUAAUUGUUUUCGAAAACAUCUAUCUCGCCACCAAAGCCUGAUCCUGGAGGCGUGCUCUGGGCACACCUAAACACGACACUUGUAACUUUUAUCCCAGUGCUUAGGGUACUCCACAGGACUAUAGAGUCGUUCUCACUCACUCUCUGGCCCAAAGCAUAUUUAAAUUAUUUAUACAAAAUGGAAUAGCGUUAAUAGGCGAGACAGAGACCCACAUCAGAAUAUCCCACAUUCCAAUCCCUUUUCAGCAGGCAGAGAGAGGAAUUGAACUGGGAUCUCCCACCUCCCAGCCAGCAAGACAAAAGCAAAAAUACUGCCCAAGACGGCAGAUACUGUGGUAUGCUGCCCCCUCCCAGUGAGGGACAAGAACAACUGAGGGAACAAUGGAAGGGGUGAAGCUAGUCUAGUUGAAGGUACCUAAUAGGAAAGUUUUUCAUUGGCUGUUAUCCUGAGUCAUUUGCUACCUAUCUGUUCUGUACCAGUGAAAUCUGGGACCCAGAAUAUGAGCUUUGGGAGAAGGGGAAUUUAAAAAAAAAAGGCCAGUUGCAAACAAAAAUCAAAUGCAAAAAUAUCAGCAGGCAUCUACCAGUGAAACAUUAAUUACAGUUCUAAAGGCGGUGUCCGUAAUUAAUUUUCUCACAUCCAUACAAAUAGGAAUAAAGUACGAAGAUGGUGAUUUCACAAUGUUUGUAAAUUACUAAGUUAAUUAACAGCCUAUCAUUAGAGAGAAGAUGAAGGAAAUGUAGAGGAACCUCAUUUGACAUUAUUCAGAACUCUCAAAGGAAAGAAGAGACUUGUGAAAAAAUAAAUUAAUUGCAAGUUUUUCUCCUUUAUCUUGAUCUCAUUUCUGUUUACAUACUUAAAUCUGCUUCGUCCUUCAGAAUUCUGGGACUAACGAUUUUCAGUUAAAUCGUCUUGGAGGAGUCACUAGUCCCUCAUCUUGUCUCUGAGGAGUAGUUAACUUGGAAUCUAAAAGUAACGUAGCAAAGUCAAAAUGUGCUUCGUCCCUUCUAAAACAGCCCUUAAUUUGUCAGGACAGUAAACUGCAGCUGCUGGUCUAGUGCAGGCAGGUUCCUCUUCUAACAUGUCUGAUUUGUAUCAUUUUUCUGGGCUCUAGCUAGAGGGGUCCAAAAAUGUGCAUUAAUUUAGCCAAUUAAAAGAUUGGCUUUAGUUUCUCUCUUCUACCCCACAUGGAAAGAAAUGUAACCAUAAUGGUUCUGCAUCUCUCUAGAGCAAUUUACUGCUACCAG